AAAAAAAUCUAAAAUACACCAAAUUUAAAAAUUGUCCCACGUGUGAGGAUGAUUUGGUCCUUUCACAAGAGACUUCAUUAGCUCAUAUAUUACACUAUUGAAAAUGCAUAAAACUAUGGUGAGAAACUUAGCCAUGGCAAGGCUAAGCUCCUCCUCCUCCUUCUCCUUCCUCUUCUUCACUUUCUGCAUACUUUUCAUCCCAUCUUGCAGCCUUGGCGAAUGCCAGCGGGUCGGAAAACACGUUGCGUUGUACGUUUUCGGGGACUCUUUCUUAGAUUCCGGCAACAACAACUACAUCAACACCACCACUCUUGACCAAGCUAAUUUCCGGCCAUAUGGAGAGACCUUUUUCAAGUUUCCGACCGGCCGGUUCUCCGAUGGCCGUUUGGUGUCCGACUUCAUUGGCGUUGACUUUGUGACUCUUGUGUUGUUGGGGGGUGGGGUAGCUGAAUAUGCGAAACUGCCGUUGAUAAGUCCAUUUCUAGAGCCAGGCGUGAAGAAGAAAUAUGAUGAUGGUGUUAACUUUGCUUCUGCCGGAGCUGGGUCUCUCUCUCAGACUUUUCAAGGCCAGGUAAUCAAUCUGUGCACACAAUUAAGGUACUACAAUAAGGUAGUUGGAUUGUUAAGACAAAAAUUAGGGAAUGAGGAGGCCAAGAAGACAUUGUCAAGUGCUGUCUACUUGUUUGGGGUUGGAACCAAUGAUUACAUCAGCCUUUUCUUAACCAAUUCCACCUUUCUCAACUCCUUUUCUAAUUCCCAAUAUGUUGGAAUGGUCAUUGGCAACUUAACUAUGGUAAUCAAAGAGGUCUAUAAAAAAGGCGGGAGAAAAUUCGGAUUUUUGAAUUUGGGUCCAUUGGGUUGUCUUCCAGGCAUAAGGAUAAUCAAACCAGAAGACAAUGGUGGCUGCUUAGAAGAAGCUUCACAACUUGCUAAUUUACAUAAUGAAGCACUCUCAAAACUUCUCUCACAACUAGUGAACCAAUUAAAGGGUUUCAAAUAUGCUCUUUAUGACUUCAACAGCAAUCUCAGGCUCAAAAUGAAUCAUCCUUCCAAAUAUGGUUUCAAGGAAGGCAAAAUAGCAUGCUGUGGAACAGGGAGGUUCAGGGGAACAUUCAGCUGUGGAGGGAAAAGGCCAGUGAAGGACUAUGAGCUGUGUGAUAACCCAAAUGAGUAUGUGUUUUGGGACUCUUUCCAUCUCACUGAAAAGGUUCACAAACAAAUGGCUGAUCAAAUAUGGAAUGGAAACCCUAAUGUUGUCAAGCCUUACAAUCUAAAGAAUCUAUUUCAAUGCCUCCAGUAACAUCUUUGCCUACUAAGAUUGUGUUUGGAUCGUGAGAUGUGAUCAAUCAAACAUGUAGCACCUACAUAAAUAGGAUGGAUUGGAUUUUCGAUUCGGAUACUUGGAUAGACUAGAUUCAUAUACAAGUUAUCUCUUAUUGAAUUUUUCAUGAUUGAAUCAGGUUUAGAUUUAAAUUA
Molecule: messenger RNA, 1476 nt
Organism: Camellia sinensis
Lineage: Eukaryota; Viridiplantae; Streptophyta; Magnoliopsida; Ericales; Theaceae
Gene: GLIP5
Product: GDSL-motif lipase 5
Molecular function (GO): lipase activity
Source: RefSeq, a predicted model, not a curated record